UGCAAUGUUUUCUCUUCUAGAUUCAUCUGCAUUUAUCCCGCAUAUCUAAAUAACAAGAAGACAAUAGCAGAAGGAAGAAGGAUACCUAUAGACAAAGCUGUUGAAAAUCCAACGUCUACAGAAAUCCAGGAUGUGUGUGCAGCGGUUGGAUUCAAUGUACUCGUAGAGAAAAAUAAGAUGUAUCCAAGAGAGUGGAAUCGUGAUGUGCAGUACAGGGGUAGAGUACGAAUUCAGCUCAAACAAGAUGAUGGCAACCCAUGCUUACCUCAGUUUCCAACACGUAAAUCGGUGAUGCUGUAUGCUGCAGAAACUAUUCCCAAACUGAAAACAAGAACACAAAAAAUGGGAGCUGGUGAACAAAGUCUUCAGCAGGGAGAGGGAGGCAAGAAAGGCAAAGGGAAGAAAAAGAAAUGA
This is a messenger RNA of Tinamus guttatus (white-throated tinamou), 414 nucleotides long. The record is from RefSeq and is a predicted model, not a curated record. NCBI's taxonomy places the organism in Eukaryota, Metazoa, Chordata, Aves, Tinamiformes, Tinamidae.